Molecule: messenger RNA, 1104 nt
Organism: Aspergillus melleus
Lineage: Eukaryota; Fungi; Ascomycota; Eurotiomycetes; Eurotiales; Aspergillaceae
Exons: 2
Coding region: 303-995 (230 amino acids)
Source: RefSeq, a predicted model, not a curated record
CUAGCACGUAGCGUGCCCGAUGGCCCGCUGCUCUCUUGCGCUUACGGGCCCCUCGUAUUUGGGUGUAAAGCCUUGCGUCUGCGGACCACUCGUGUUGUGUGUUAGGUACUGUUUGGAGUUUGGCCGGUCAGGAAUUCUGAUAGUUUUGCUGUGAAAAUCCCCCACAUGCGAUUGAACCGCGCUGAUAUAAAAGGCCACAGGACCACGCCGACUUUUUAGAACGAGUCUGAACACGAAAGACACCCACAAUAUUUACUCCUUUUCACCCGCAGGCUUGGAUAUUGCAUAGUUUAUCCAGCAUCAUGCCGUCAGAUUCAACGCUCGCAAUGCUGAAACAGCCGCUCUCUAUCCGACCAGACCAUGUCGCCUCACGCCCUACAUCCCUGGUAGUCAAACAACACACCAAGACCUGGACGGGCGGCGAUUUCACAAUAUCCACCCGAUCCGACAAUAGCUCCGCUUUGGAAACGCUGUUCUCCGUGGACGGUGAGGUAGCGUCGUUAUCUCAGCGACGACACGUCCGCGACGCCUCGGGCCUCCCUCUCUUUGAGAUCCGUCGCAAACGAAUGGGAGUAACAUGGUUCGUGCAUCUUCCGGGAGACAGCGACAACGACGAUGCGAAACCCAUCGCCACCAUCGCGCCGCGGUUACACGCGCUGAAGGACAAGUUCGACGUGCAUUUCAAGAAUGCGAGCGGGGACGGUGAGGACGUGAUGCUCGAGGUCCGCGGACAGGAUAUCUGGAAGUACCGGACGCACGUCUAUCACAAUGGGUCGUUGGUGAUGGUAGCGAAGUUGACCGAUAUGGUGUCUGUGUAUUUGCCGAUUAAGCGACCGAAAUGGGAGCUGGAGGUUGCGGAGGGAUUUGAUCUGUCGCUGGCGGCUACGAUCGGAGUCACCUUGGCGGCGCUACUAUAUCAGAGCAUGAUGCACUCGAGAAGCGCUCCAAGUCCGAGCAGUAAUGAACCUGGUGAAGGAAGCAGUGGGAAGCAAUAGCUUUGGUCACCCUAGGAGGUUUGGGGAAAUCAUAGUUACUAAGAGCUGGCUCAAUAAUUGUCAAUGUUGUUUUUAUAGUCUACUUUUUCUGUAUUCAGACAUGUUGUGC